UUCUGGGCGCAGGCGGGCGUCGCGGACGGCAUCGACCUGCGCCUCGGCGACGCGCUCGCGACCCUCGCGGGGCUGGAACCGGCGAGCUUCGACCUGUGCUUCGUCGACGCGGACAAGGGGAACUACGGCGCCUACUACGAGCGCGCGCUCGCGCUGCUCAGGCCGGGCGGCCUCCUGGUGAUCGACAACGUCCUCUGGAACGGCCAGGUCGCCGACGACCAGUGCGUCGACGAGGACACCGUGGCCCUGCGGAAUCUCAACGCGGCCAUCCACGGCGACGACCGCGUCAGCGUGGUCAUGCUGCCCGUCGGCGACGGCACGACGCUGUGCCGGAAGCGCAGAUAA
Molecule: messenger RNA, 345 nt
Organism: Aureococcus anophagefferens
Lineage: Eukaryota; Pelagophyceae; Pelagomonadales; Pelagomonadaceae
Exons: 1
Molecular function (GO): O-methyltransferase activity; S-adenosylmethionine-dependent methyltransferase activity
Source: RefSeq, a predicted model, not a curated record